Molecule: messenger RNA, 1761 nt
Organism: Phytophthora sojae
Lineage: Eukaryota; Oomycota; Peronosporomycetes; Peronosporales; Peronosporaceae
Exons: 4
Coding region: 1-1761 (586 amino acids)
Biological process (GO): dGTP catabolic process
Cellular component (GO): nucleus
Molecular function (GO): dGTPase activity
Source: RefSeq, a predicted model, not a curated record
AUGAGCAGCAGCAGCAGGAAGCAGGACACGCUCUGGGCGGCCUACAGGCGGCAGCGCCAGCCGCCAGCCAAGCGACAGAAGCUACAGGACGCCACUGACGUGUCGGUGCUGCAGUCGACGCCCAGCGAGGCGCCCUCGGACGACGCCGGUACCUUAACGGAUGCGGACUUGUUCUCGUCGCAGGAGGACGCGCUGAGUGCUGAGGAAAGGGGCGUCUGCACUGGUGCUUCUGCUUCUCUAGGGAUGCAGGUGGAGAUGGAAAUAGACAGAGUUAAGACGGCGGAGUGGAGCCACGUGCUCAAGACGCAGGAGAUGAAGCAGCAGAAGGACACGUUGAAGUUGAACGAGCGAAAAGAAAUCAUGGACAGCGUACAUGGGUUGAUGACGUUCGAGCCGAUCUGCAUGAAGAUCAUUGAUACGUUGCAGUUCCAGAGGCUUCGUAAUCUGCAUCAGCUUGGGGCUGCCAACCAUGUUUACAUUGGAGCCACGCACUCCCGCUUCGAGCACUGCCUUGGCGUGGCCUACCUCGCUGAGAAGAUGAUGGAGAGCAUUCGCUCGCACCAGCCAUGGUUGCCCAUUACAAAGGAAGACAUACUGUGUAUCAAGAUCGCGGGCUUGUGCCACGACCUUGGCCACGGGCCGUUCAGCCACGUCUUUGACGGGUUGUUCCUUGAUCAACUGCGCAAGAAGAAGCUCAUCAGCGAGUCCUUCAAGUGGUCGCACGAGCAGGGCUCCGUCGACAUGUUCGACUUCUUGCUGGCGGAGAACAAUAUCUGCGUUGAGGACUACGCACUGACGCAACAGGACGUGAUCUUCAUCAAGGAGCUCAUUUGGGGUGGACCUCUGCCCAAUUCCAACGGCGUUCUAUGUGGCAGACCGUCCCGGAACCAGCGCUUCCUGUACGAUAUCGUGAAUAACGCCCACAGCGGUCUUGACGUGGACAAGCUCGACUACUUCAUGCGCGACUCGCUCCAUACUGGGGCCAAAAUGUCGUGCGAUACAGACUUGCUGAUCCGCAAUGCUCGAGUGUUGGUGGAUCGCGAAGAUCCUGAGGAGAAUAUGGUGGUGUGUUUUCCCGAGAAGCUGCCGGGGCAGAUCAUGCAGGCUUUUCGGACUCGCUACGAGCUUCAUCAGUCUGUAUAUCAGCACAAAGGCGUUCGUGCGAUCGAUUACAUGUUAUGUGAUCUUCUGAUCUCGGCAAAUGAUCAUUUGAAGAUCAAAGGAAAGCGCAUUUCGGAGAUAAUGAGCUCGAUGGAGGCUUACCAGCACUUUGAUGAUCGUGUGCUUCUUAAAGUCCAGGAGAGCGAUGAACCUGGGCUGCAAGAAGCGAGGUCGCUGCUAAAUCGCAUCUACUCCAAGCCGUACUACAGCUUCGUCGGCAAGACAGCGAUAACCGAUCACUCGCAGCAGAAAACGGAGGACAUGCUCCUGAAUGAGGUUUUGCGUUGCUCGAAGCGCCGAUCGCUUGUUGAUCAGAACGAGAACGUGAUCCUCGAGUUCAUGCGCGUUCAUUACGGGAAGGGAAAGGAAGACCCGCUCCAGCACAUUCGAUUUUAUUCCAAGAACGCCACGGCGAGUGCCCGGUGCUUCCGUCUGCCCGAGUGUGCGUACGAAAUGUUCAGUCCGCGGAAGUUCGAAGAGUACUGCAUUCGAGUCUUCGUGAAGGAGCCGAACUUGGUGGCUCCCGUCCGAGAGGCGUUUGAGAGGUGGUGCCGCAAGUACAAUAACUCGCAGGAGUUUCCGCUCGAGUUUCAUGCUUGA